AUGCCUCCGCUUGCCAUCAUCCCGGGUUGCGGCGGCAACGACAGAACAAAGCCUCUUGUCAAUUUUAUCGUGGUGCCCGGUGUUGCGGGCGUCUCUCUGAGCGAUAAGACCUGUCCACACUUCGGCGGCUGGCUUGCCACGUUGAUCACCAAGUGUCGCAGCCGCGCACAGAGUUGGGUUUACGACAAUGAUAUCCAGUUAGACAAGCUUGAGUCUUGGGACAAGUACUCAUCCAAUGGCUGCGACUUGCUGCAACAGCUGCUUGCGAUGCAGCGAAAACCGGAGUUUCCAGAAGACAGCACAUUUGUUCUCGUUGGUCAUAAACUUGGCUGCUAUAUCUUAAAAAAGGCAUUGAUCGAAGCGUUUGACCGAUCACAUAGGACAGACCCGAGAGCACUACUUGAUAUGGUCGAGACGGUGAUAAUGGUUGGCGAACCGAAGCUUGAUCCGAAGAAGCGUGAUAAAUGGAUCAAUUCCAUCUCUGAAUGUGUAUCUGCAAAGAAAACCCUGCCGAAGAAACUGGCCAACGGUCACACAGUCGGUUGUCUGCAACGUAUUGCUGACCGAUUUGAGGAUUCAUCAUUUCUCUCCAACAUGGUGGAGGUAUCAGGCACCUCGAAGCCCCGACCAAAAAUUUUCAACUUCAAGAAGGCAAUUCACGAUGGGUGCGUUUGCCCUGAAACCAUCCAUGUUCGCAUGUGGACAGCCGCAAGUGAAGGAGAGCUUCUUGAAAAGGGCUUAGGCGAUGGCACGUUAUGUGGAUUCCAUCCCGAAAGCCCUGAUUAUGGAAACCUGCUACGCCUUAACUCAAGCUCAAUCCUGUCAAUUAGUGCACCAGAAAACAUGGACAACACGACUGCAUCAGUACAGCCCGAAACCCUCUUUCCAGGCCAUGUUUUGGAUGAGGCCGGGACAAAAGGUCAGGACUCGGAAACAGGCGUUGGCCAGUAUCAGGGAGAACAAGUCAAGUCAAAUCAAGCCUCGGAGUUUCUUGACCGGUUUGACAGCUGUAGCUCAGAAGGCCAAAACUCUAGAUUCGAGUCUGUAGGAGACGACGAAUUGCGUCCAGAGGCCGAAGACACUGCAACCGUCGGCAGCGCCAAUAUCUCCUACCAUACACAGCAGUUCAUAAAUAAUCUCACUGACCACUGCACAACAGAGUCCGCAACCAAUCCAACACCAAAUUAUAGCUCAACAAAUCCCGGAGGCCGCAAAUUGCACUUCUCAACUUCCAUUCCGGGAAGAGACAGACUGUUUACUGGAAGGAUCACCAUUCUUGAACAACUGCUGGCAAUAUCUUCCGGAUUGGCUACUAAUGCACCUUCUCAAGAGCUCCAUACAAACAAGCCGAAAAUUGUCUGGUUGCAAGGACCUUCAGGGAUAGGCAAGACUAGCAUUGCGGUCGAAUUUGCUUACCAGCGUAUGGACGGCUUCACACACGUCAUAUGGUUGAAUGCCACCUCCAAGGCAACACUAGGCACCUAUUGUCAUGACUUCGCCGUGGCACUCGGGCUUGUGAACGGAAGGACCUGUCAAAACCACGAAGUCAGUAGACGCGAAGUGAUCAGUUGGCUGGAGACGUCGCAGACACAAUGGCUUCUCAUUAUCGAUAAUGUGACCGGGAGCGAUAUUAUUGCACCCUAUAUUCCGAGGAGCCAGAAGGGUCUGAUUAUUGCCACAAGCGUAUUGACUGCGCCAGCGCUUGUGAGAAUCCACGGAUCACAAACCAUAGAAGUACCUCCAAUGUCCAUGUCAGAGAGUGCGACCUUGAUGCUUUGUACAGUCCGUGCUGAGGAAGCGGCGAAGCAUUCGGAGGCCAUCUCUCAUGCCGCUCGGUGGUGUGCGGGUCAUCCAACUCUUCUACGAAAGUUAGCAAACUGGAGCCGUCGGAACAAAGUACCUUUCGAGGAUAUUAAUCGGCUUCUCGUUUCGCAAGCCACAACUAUUAUAGAACAUUUGCCCUUGACGGUUUUUCUUACUGCUAGGAUAGCUAGCCUCGAUGCACAGAAAUCACGAGCUUUGAGUGUGCUCUGUUUUUUCGACCCAGAGAGAAUACCAAAGCGCCUAGUAAGGUACACCCAGCCUGUGAAUCUUUCUUCCGGUGAAAGCGACAAGAAGUUAGAACAGACAAUAAACGAUGCGUCAACACAUUUGUGGAGGCUGUCUCUGCUGGAAAUUGAUGAGAAGAAGGCCACGUUCCGAAUGCAUCGAUCAACACAGUCUCACGUUCGGAAUGGUCUAAACAGUCAGGAGUGGAAUCAUUCCUUUCAAACGGUUUCUCACUGCUUAGUACAGCAGUGGCCGUCGAGGAAAAAAGUGACGAAUAUCAUGAACGGGUUCUGGGACGAAUUUCAGCCUUUACACAAUCACGCGCAUCACCUGGCUGCCUGCUACGUCGAGAAAGGCGUAAACCGGAAAGAUAAAGCUGUGCCUGAGCCUAACUUGGAUUUCAAACAACUUCUCAUGAACCAUACUUGGUACAACGCCCGUCGAGGUAACGAAGACGAAGAUCGGGACAUCGGGACAUUAGCGACUCUACUGUGCAGAAAUCCCUCGGCGGCACAGAAUGAAGGAGCCGAACCUAUUUUGCCUCGAAGAUGCCUAGAAAUCUCAAGCAGCCCUGAUUCUACCGUUCGACUCAGAGAAACUCAAGGUAGCCGUGGGAAAUACGUCGCUUGCGGUUGGUGGGGAUCCCAUACAAGGAGAGCACGGAUUAGAAGCCUCACCUCCGAGACUCUUGAACAAUACAAAGCAGGAAUCGAUGCCUCUAUUCUAUCAGCAGAUCUCCGCCAUGCCAUCCAACUAGCACGAGAACGUGGGAUUUCCUACGUGUGGACGGAGCGGCUUUGCGUGAUGCAGGACAACCCGAAAGAGAUAUCAGGAGAAUUAUCGCGUUUUGUGGACUACUUCUCAAACUGCUCUUUCAUUGCAUACGUGCCAUCCGACAUUCAGCUAGGGUCUGAUGACUUGUUUCGAGAUACUGGUGUCUUCCUCUACCCGGAAGAAAGCAUCCUGCCUCAUGCAAAGAAGCUCGCCGGUGAUAGCUUUGGACACUCCAUCCGCUCCAUUUUCAGAGACUGCAUGCCAGAAACUUCAGGUCGUGUGAACCGGGCCGAAGGCGGACCAACCAUAACAUAUCAAAUCCGGGAAAACUCGAACUCCAGUAUUUCAAAGACGAUUGUGCGUUUAACUACAGGAAACAGCGUUCCUCCUGAAAAGGCUACUGUUCUAGGAGAUGAUGAAACGGACUCUACCAGAAGGAGAGCAGACAAACCAGAGGAUAACAGUGACGGUGAUGGCAAAUCACAUGGGACUUCGAACAGAGUCUCUGAGGCGUGGACCUUUCUGGAAGGCGGAAAAGCACAACUCGUGGAAGGUUCGACAACCGAGGCGAUAGGCUCUCUGGUACUGUCGCGCGAUAUAUUUCGAUCCAAAGAGGGAAUUUCGCCCGAGGAAAUGGAAGGCUAUGCUCUAGCAUCAGCAACACUGAGUAUCGCCUUUCGGCUGAUGAAUCAGUAUAAGAUAGCAUUGGACAUUGCAACCAAUGCAGAAGACUUCAUUACGAACUUGCCGACCUACGAGAACGUUCCCACUCUGGGGUACGGUAGAUUACUGCUCAGCCAGGGCACUGCAUUAUUGAGCCUUGGCGAAGUAGACCGCUCGCGACAAAAGCUAAAGGAGAGCCGCAAAAGUUUCUUUGAAUCUUCGUCUAAUCAGGAGAGCGAAUGGACGGCAUCCGCCAACAUCCACUUAGCUGAGGCACACGCUGUUGCUGGGGACUUCAAAGAUGCGCACAAGCUCCUCCAAUCAACGUUGGAAUAUUUCCAAGCCCAGUCAAUGACCCAGGCCGUCGAGGGACACCUUGCCCGUGUGUUUUUCCGACAGAGCCAACUGUACCAGAAAGAAGGUAACGGAUUCAUGCACAUGAGCACGGCGGCUAUGGCGAAGUUCGCUUUCACGAGGUUACAACCUGUAUUGUCUCAGGGCAACACGGAACCAGCGGCUACCGCUUCGGCUUCACAGAACGAACCAAUGAGCCUUGAUUGUGACAAGCUGGUUGAACCUUGGUUCAGAUAG
Molecule: messenger RNA, 4077 nt
Organism: Neoarthrinium moseri
Lineage: Eukaryota; Fungi; Ascomycota; Sordariomycetes; Amphisphaeriales; Apiosporaceae
Exons: 6
Coding region: 1-4077 (1358 amino acids)
Molecular function (GO): ADP binding; protein binding
Source: RefSeq, a predicted model, not a curated record